This is a messenger RNA of Boleophthalmus pectinirostris (great blue-spotted mudskipper), 4853 nucleotides long. RefSeq names its product protein NLRC3-like. NCBI's taxonomy places the organism in Eukaryota, Metazoa, Chordata, Actinopteri, Gobiiformes, Gobiidae. The transcript is spliced from 12 exons. Gene Ontology annotation, molecular function: protein binding. Bases 627 to 3803 code for a protein of 1058 amino acids. The record is from RefSeq and is a predicted model, not a curated record.
ACCACCACAAACUCCUCAGACCUUGCACGACCCCAGAAGUGAAAAUGAGGCUGAAAAAAACCCGUCGCUUCCUUUAGAACAGCGCUAACUUUCGAUUAACUAAAUUUCUUGAAUGUUCCGCGGAUUUCUAACGAACUUCACAACAACAACAACCAGCAGCAAGUCGCGUGGAGGGUCCAUCAAAUGCUUUUCUCCACGGAGAUGUUCGUGCUGUGUCUAGAAUGAUCCACGAUCUGACCUGUAACUUGUAACUAUACGUUCUGUUUAAUCCUCCUGGUUUAGUCCUGAUCUACUUCGUAUCCAGAGUUGAGAGGAGAGGUGGGACCAAGUCGUCGUUUUGCAAGUCCCAAGCAUCCGGAAACUCACCCACCCGUCUGUAAAUCGGGAUGAGGGGGCCUACCACGUCUCACACCUGGGAUACAGUUCUGAAGAAGUCUGACUGCAGAUGGUGCUGUUGUCCUGCUGCUCCAAGAAGGAAGACGGUGCCAAAAUCUGUUUAAAUCAGCUGAGCAGACAGCAGCACGUGGCCACUCUGAAGAAGGAGCAGAGUGCAGCCUAAACUGUCAAGGAAAAUUGACAAGUCCGGACAAGGACCAGCUAAACCAGAACUAAACCAGGACUGUGUCAUGUCUAAACCAGGUCCUGCCCACAAAGUCUCUGCGAGAAGUGACUUCUCCAAAGGUUUUCAAAUUGAUUUUAAAAAAGGACAAACUGGAUCCUCUUCACAGCUCGGAUCAGUCUCACAGUUUAAGGAGGACUCGCAUAUGGGAGAGGAGGAUCCGAGUGUUCCCAUUGGUCAGGAGUCUCAGGCGGAGGUGGAUGCCAUCUUCCAGGAUGUGAAGAAGCGGGUCCUGAGUUUUGUCGAACAACAGCUGGAAAGGCUCCACAUGCUCCUGGCCCCAGAUCAUCCAAAACACUCUGAGAGUGAGGAAGAGGCGAGCAAAGAGGUUCUGACCAUCACCAUGGACAUCCUGAAGGAGAUGGAUCAGGAGCUUCUGGCCCAACGCCUUUCUAGCAGGACUACAGUUGGAUUCAGAGAUAAACUGAAGUCUGAUCUGCAGCAGAGGUUCAAUCAGAGGUUCAGUCAUGUGUUUGAGGGCGUAGCUAAAGCUGCAGACUCUGUCCCCCUGAACCAGAUCUACACAGAGCUUUACAUCACAGAGGGCGGAACCUCAGAGAUCAACCAGGAACAUGAGGUCAGACACAUGGAGACCGUGUCCAGGAGACCUGCUACUCCAGAGACCAUCACAUGUGAAGUCAUGUUUAAAACCAUGCCACAUUCAUCAGGGCCAAACAGAGUGGUGCUGACGAAGGGCGUGGCCGGUGUGGGGAAGACAGUGCUGACUCAGAAGUUCAGUCUGGAUUGGGCUGAAGGCCGGGCCCACCAGGACCUCAAGCUGCUGUUCCCGUUCACUUUCAGAGAGCUCAAUGUGCUCAGAGACACACAGUUCAGCCUGGUGGGACUGCUGCAUCACUUCUUCGGUCCAUCCAAAGAUCUCUGCAGCUUCCAACAUCAGAUGCUCUUCAUCUUUGAUGGACUGGACGAGUGCAGACCUUCUCUGGACUUCACCCAAGCACAGCACCUGACCGACCCCACAGAGAUCACCUCAGUGCAUGUGCUGCUGGUAAACCUCAUCAGAGGAAGCCUGCUUCCCUACGCUCGCCUCUGGAUAACCACGCGACCCGCAGCAGCCAAUCAGAUCCCUGCUGAGUAUAUCUUCAUGGUGACAGAGGUACAAGGGUUCACCGACACACAGAAGGAGCAGUACUUCAGGAAGAUGUUCAGAGAUGAGGCCAACAAAAUCAUCUCCCACAUCAAAAUGUCCAGAACUCUCCACAUCAUGUGCUACAUCCCAGUCUUCUGCUGGAUCCUCUCCACUGUUCUAAAGAAGCUUCUGGAACAAACAGAGAGACCAGAGCUGCCCCAGACUCUCACACAGAUGUACGCCCACCUUCUUACAGUGCAGGCCAAAGUCCAGAACAUCAAGUAUCACCAGGGAUCAGGGACAGAUAUUCACUGGACUCCAGAGAUCAGGGAGAUGGUGUGGUCUCUGGGAAAAGUAGCUUUUGAGCAGCUGCAGAAAGGAAACCUGAUCUUCUACGAGUGUGACUUGGAAGACAGCGACAUUGACCUCACUGCCGCCUCAGUGUACUCCGGAGUGUUCACACAGGUUUUUAAAGAGGAGAAAGGCCUGUACCAGGAGAAGGUGUACUGCUUCAUCCAUCUGAGUGUGCAGGAGUUUCUAGCUGCUCUUCACGUCCAUCACACCUUCUUCAGCUCUGGAGAGAACCUACUGAAGCCACCACAGUCUGGAUUAAAACGUAAAAGAAAAAGAAAAAACACUUUGACACAAGAAACCACCAAGGCACUAGACCUUGAGGCAGCCUUUUACUGCUCUGCUGUGGACCAGGCCUUACAGAGUCAAAACGGACACUUGGACCUGUUCCUGCGCUUCCUCCUGGGACUGUCUCUGUCUACCAAUCAGAAGCUGCUGCAGGGUCUGCUGACUCCCUCAGGAAGUGACCAGGCCAAUGAAGAGACAGUCAAGUACAUCAAACAGAAGCUGAAUGAAAAGGGUCUGUCUACAGAGAGAGGCCUGAACCUGUUCCACUGUCUGAAUGAAAUGAAUGACCGCAGUCUGGAGGAGAUUCAGAAGAACAUGAGAAAAUACCUCUCUGAUAGAAAGAUGUCUCCUGCUCAGUGGUCUGCUCUAUCCUUUCUCUUACUGUCCUCAGACUCAGACCUGGAGGAGUUUGACCUGAGGAAAUACCAGGCCUCAGAGAAAGCUCUCCUGGGUCUGCUGCCGGUGGUCAGAGCCUCCACCAAAGCCCUUCUGUGUGGCUGUGGCCUGUCCCCGUACAGCUGUGGUCCUCUGGUCUCAGUCCUCAGCUCCUCCAGCCUUACACAUCUAGAUCUCAGUCAUAACGACCUCCAGGACUUAGGAGUGGAGGAACUGUCGUCUGGACUAAAGAGCGCCCCCUGCAGACUGGAGACACUCAGGCUGUCUGGAUGUCUGCUCUCAGAGAGGGGUGGGGCUGCUCUGGCCUCAGCUCUGGGCUCCACCCCUCCCUCUCACUUGAGAGUGUUAGACCUGAGCUACAACCAUCUAGGACCCUCAGCAAAGCUCCUGACUGCUCUACAGGACCACAGACCCCGGCUGUGUGUCAGGACGGAGCCUUCUGGAGAGCGCUGGAUGGUCCCAGGUCUGAGGAAAUACUCACAGGAGUUCUCCCUGGACCCAGACACAGCUCACAGACACGUACUUUUGUGUGAGAACAAUCGAACUGCGAUACAUGUGAAGGAGGAGCAGCAGUAUCCAGAUCAUAAGGACAGGUUCACAGACUACUAUCAGGUCCUGAGCUGCACAGGCCUGAAGGAGCGUUGGUACUGGGAGGUGCACUGGAGAGGGCAGGAUGUUGAAAUAGCCAUGAGUUACAGUGGGAUCAAACGAAGCGGACGGGGACUGGAGUGUGGGUUUGGAAACAAUGAUCAGUCCUGGAGCCUGGAGAUCUAUGAUGAAGAGUACUAUGUCUGUCACAACAACAACGCAACACGACUCCACCGCUCCCAUAGCUCAGAGAGAGUGGGCGUGUCAUCUGGUAAAGGAGAUGUGUCCUCUGGCAGAGUGGGCGUGUUCCUGGACUAUGAGGCCAAAGCUCUGUCCUUCUAUGAGGUCUCCUCUGAUGGAGAACUGUUCCACCUCUGGACCUUCUCCUCGUCCUUCUCUGAGCCUCUGUUCCCUGGGUUUGAACUGGGGAGAGAAGGCUCCUCUGUGACUCUGGUGAAAGAGAUGAGACAAUGAACUCUUCUGACCAAACAGAACCACAAUGAGGACAAAGCGAUGAGAAAAGGAGGGAGUAUUUUAUAUCUAUGGGGUAUUAAAGAAGAAAUACUUUAUUUCUAUCAGGAAUUAACUGCUAACACAUAACAUAUUUAGCUCACCGUGUUACCUUUUAUUGUUUUGAAAUGGUGUAUUUGUCCAAAACAAUGUAUUACCAUGUUCUAAAAGUUUCACUUUCAUUUUUACUGCUCUGAGCCCCCCUCCCUUUGCUCCCUGCGCUAAGUAACUCCCUCUUGAGAGUGCUAUCACAACACAAUGGUGGCGAGGGUAGAUGCAGCAACCUCUUGCUCUGAAAUAGUGCUGUGUUUUUAUUGGUCAAAAUGAGUUUGUCUGAAUGUUUUUCUCGUCAGUCUACACUGGAAUAUAAGUACAGUCGACAGGCAGUGUUAGAGAUUCAUAAAACCAAAAGCGAGAGCCAAAUUGUCCCGGGGAAUCAGAAAAGCAAGAAAGGAGUAAAAACAUAACUUCCCUGUUCAAGGACAGCAGAGAUGCAAAGAGCUUAUGGCCGACCAUCGCCAUCAUCGACUACAAGCCUGUGCCACAGAGCUGCGAGAGCAACACCUCUCUGGUCAAUGAUCUGAACAGCUUCUUUGCAAACUUUGAAACACAAAACUUCAAAGCCACCAUCAUCAUACCUGUGCCAAAGAAACCAUCCCCAUCCUGACGCCCAUCAUUAUGAAGUGCCCCACCCUGGACCCCUUCCAGUUCACAUACUGUGUGACUGAGCUCCUCACCUGAUCUCUAAGGGAGCCCCCAGCCAACUCAUUUCAACUGCUUGUAUCCGCAAUCUUGUCCUUCUGGUCAUUACCCAAAGCUCAUGAUCACAGGUCAGAGGGUAGGAAUGUAGAUUGACCGAUAAAUUAAGAGCUUUGCCUUUCAAAUCUUUCAAAUCAGUUGGAUUUAAGUUUGCUUUUGUUGAAUGUAAGUUUUGUGUAAGUUUUUGCUGCUUUUUCUACAGGAAUUGUACAAAAAUGCAUAGAAAAUAAAUAUCUUGAAGUUGGUACUCUGAAA